AUGGCAGCGGGCUCGGCUUCUCCGAUAGACAUCCGACAAGACUCACAGUCGCCGCGCAACCAGCAAGCGAACGCGCCACCCCAAUCCAGACAUCCCAAGAUCGACAUCCACCACGCAAGGGACGAUAUGGAAGCCGUUAAUCCCACCGAAUCGCAGUAUCGCGGCAGGCAAGAGUCUGUAGGCAUGCUCGGCACCACGCCCUACGGCGCGCGGUCUAUACCGGUCAGAGAUGGCUACCGACGAGAAAGCAACGCACUCUCGGGGAGCCUUAUGAACGGCAUGAGCUGGGGCGGCAUCUCUGUAGGAAGCUAUAUCCGAGACGACAUACUGAUGACCGGCACCUCGCCCUAUCAGUUCCAAUCACCAUCAUUCCAUUCAUCGUCGUAUUUGCCAAAGAUGGAAGCGAACUACAUGAAGGAUUACGUUUGUUGCGAUAUCCAUCUCGAUUCAAUGCAUGAGCUUCUCCAGCAUUACGAGGAGUCGCAUGCUCAACAACCGACUCAGACGAUGGGUAGAACGCCCAAAGAUCAACAGUAUCCGAGCACGCGCGCCGCAAAUGCAACCAGCGCCGCACAGGCUGUCCAGCAGCAAGCUCAAGCUAACCCGCCUUCUUUGCCACCUCAAACACAGCCCCAGCAUAGUGAGCAGAACCCGAACUUCCAGACGUCGCCACUUUUCAGCGGUCAGUCAUCCGAUCAAAUCGAGUUUGAUAACCUUGACAGCAUGGACAUUGGAAACAGCAUGACACCGACUCAGGAUAUCAACUUCCAGCCUCAACCCCAAUUUGGCCGGCAACAGCCCAGAGGACCAUCCGUCAACGUCAAUAUCGCCAAUGCUUUCCAAGGCCAGGGCCUGCAGACACCUACGACGCCACGGCCUGGCCAACAAGGGAUGGGUCUGCCGCAUAAUCCAACAGUUUCUUCGGUAAACACGCCUACUUUAAGCACGCAGACCGCGUCUCAACAGACCGCCACGCCUGACUCUAGUAUGCCAGGCACGCCUGCCGAGCCUGCGGAUCUCGAUUACACAUCUUUCGGAAACUUGAACCUGAGCAACUAUGACUACAAUCAGCUCCUGCAAAACUCCAACAUAGACUUCAGCACUUUAGGCAGUUUCAAUACUGGUGGGUCUGGCACGAUCGAUGAUCCUGCGAAGCGUCUGCUAAGCAAACAAGGCUACGGAAACAAAGGCAUCCCGAACUCGGUCCUGUUGAACAGCAGCAACAGCGAACUUGCGAAGCGACUGCGCGAAAGUCAGCUGCUGAACGGUCUAGCCGGCGUCGGUGGUUUUGUUGGCGAAGAGAUCAAGCCCUUCAAGUGUCCCGUCAUUGGCUGCGAGAAGGCCUACAAGAACCAGAAUGGCUUGAAGUAUCACAAGCAGCACGGUCACCAGAACCAGCAGCUCAAGGAGAACCCGGACGGCACAUUCUCCAUCGUGGAUCCAACGACUAGUAUUCCGUAUCCAGGAACGGUCGGAAUGGAGAAGGAGAAACCCUACCGCUGCGAGGUUUGCGGCAAGCGUUACAAGAACUUGAACGGCCUCAAGUACCACCGACAACACAGUCCGCCAUGCAAUCCCGAAUUGAAGCUGAACGCAACCAAUCUCCAAGGCCUAGCCAAUAAUCAAGGCAUGGGAGUUAACGUCGCUGGAGCUGGACUGGUAAACAUGACUGAGUCUAUGGGCGGCUAUUGA
Baudoinia panamericana UAMH 10762 is the source of this 1692-nucleotide messenger RNA. RefSeq lists its product as uncharacterized. NCBI's taxonomy places the organism in Eukaryota, Fungi, Ascomycota, Dothideomycetes, Mycosphaerellales, Teratosphaeriaceae. The record is from RefSeq and is a predicted model, not a curated record. The coding region runs from base 1 to 1692 and encodes 563 amino acids. Gene Ontology annotation, cellular component: nucleus. The transcript has 2 exons.